Nannospalax galili (Upper Galilee mountains blind mole rat) is the source of this 6027-nucleotide messenger RNA. It is a transcript of the gene Lmtk2, whose product is annotated as lemur tyrosine kinase 2. The record is from RefSeq and is a predicted model, not a curated record. The transcript is spliced from 14 exons. Bases 296 to 4753 code for a protein of 1485 amino acids. Gene Ontology annotation, biological process: protein phosphorylation. Gene Ontology annotation, molecular function: protein kinase activity; ATP binding. NCBI's taxonomy places the organism in Eukaryota, Metazoa, Chordata, Mammalia, Rodentia, Spalacidae.
CCAUCAUGGCGGCGGGAGCGCGGCUGCACGGGCCCGUGGCUCCGCAGGGUGGCUGCCGUUGCUACUGUUGAGAGGCGGCGGCGCAGACGGAGCGGGAAGGAUGAUGGUUCUGCGGCCGGAGCGGCAGGUGCGGACCGGGAACGAAGCAGAGGUUUGGCCGAACAGACUUUUGUCCCGAAGCAGCCGGCACGGGUGUCGCUGAGGCAGCCCGGAGGACGGACAGACGAACGGACUGACUGACUGCCUGGAGGCGGCGACCUCAGAGCGGGCCCGGGGGCACCGCGCGGCGAACGAGAUGCCCGGGCCGCCGCCGCCGGUGCUGCUGCUCCUGCUGCUGCUGACUGUCGGCAAUGCCGGGGCUGUGCCACUUCCGCAAACAGGUGCAGGGGAGGCACCUGCUGCAGAAGUUCCUGCCUUGUUUGUGAUCCUGUCGGUGUGCAGUUUAAUAAUACUAAUAGUAUUAAUUGCAAACUGUGUUUCCUGCUGUAAGGAUCCAGAAAUAGACUUUAAGGAAUUUGAAGACAACUUUGAUGAUGAGAUAGACUUCACCCCACCAGCAGAAGACACCCCAUCUGUCCAGUCCCCUGCCGAGGUCUUCACACUGUCGGUACCCAGCAUUUCACUCCCAGCUCCAUCCCAGUUCCAGUCUUCCGUGGAAGGUUUGAAGUCUCAAGUUGCCCGCCACAGUCUAAACUAUAUACAAGAGAUUGGAAGUGGCUGGUUUGGAAAGGUCCUCCUGGGAGAGAUUUACACAGGCAGCAGCGUAGCCAGAGUCAUAGUGAAGGAGUUAAAAGCCAGCGCGAGCCCGAAGGAACAAGAUGGUUUCUUGAAAAAUGGAGAGCCUUACUAUAUACUUCAGCAUCCGAAUAUUCUCCAGUGUGUUGGACAGUGCGUAGAAGCAAUCCCUUACCUUCUGGUGUUCGAGUUCUGCGACUUGGGUGACCUGAAGGCUUACCUGCGCAACGAGCAGGAGCAGGUGCGGGGUGACUCGAAGACCAUGCUGUUGCAGAGGAUGGCGUGUGAGAUCGCUGCGGGGCUGGCGGCCAUGCACAAGCUGCACUUCCUACACAGUGAUCUGGCCCUGCGGAAUUGUUUUCUCACCUCCGAUUUAAACGUCAAAGUGGGUGACUAUGGAAUAGGAUUCAGCAGGUACAAGGAAGACUACAUUGAAACAGAUGACAAAAAACUCUUCCCCCUGAGAUGGACUGCACCAGAAUUAGUGACCAGCUUUCAAGACAGACUCCUGACUGCAGAUCAGACAAAGUACAGUAAUAUCUGGUCGCUGGGCGUGACACUUUGGGAGCUCUUUGAUAAUGCUGCUCAGCCGUAUGCUAACCUUUCCGACCUGGAUGUCCUCAAUCAAGUCAUUAGAGAGAGGGACACAAAGCUCCCAAAACCUGAGCUGGAGCAGCCUUAUUCUGACAGAUGGUAUGAAGUGUUGCAGUUCUGCUGGCUGUCCCCUGACAAGAGGCCAGCUGCAGAGGACGUGCACCGGUUACUCACCUACCUGCGCAUGCAAAGCCAGCGGGAUCCGGAGAUCGACUUUGAACAGCAGUGGACUGCUCUCAAGCCAAGCACCAACAGCAGGGACACGUCAAGUAACGCCGCUUUCCCCAUCCUUGACCACUUUGCCCGGGACCGGCUGGGUCGGGAGAUGGAGGAGGUCCUCACGGUGACAGAGACAAGCCAGGGGCUGAGCUUUGAGUAUGUGUGGGAGGCUGCCAAGCACGACCAUUUUGAUGAGCGAGGCCGGGGCCACCCAGAUGAUGCCUUCUCUUACUCCAGCAUGUUCUUCCCCGUUGAAGUGUUCGAGAGUUCACUUUCAGAGCCUGGGCCUGGCAAACAAGAUGACAGUGGCCAGGAGAUCCCCCUCAGGGCCCCUGGGGUAGUUCCUGUGUUUGAUGCCCACAAGCUCUCAGUGGGAAGUGACUAUUAUAUCCAAUUGGAAGAAAAAAGCAGUAGCAACUUAGAGCUUGAUUACCCACCCUCGCUGCUCACAACUGAAAUGGAUCACCAAGAAAGGGCUGGGGCUGAGGCAUCCCAGCUUAUGGCCCUCAAGAACCUUGAGUUUGAGGAAUCCAGCACAGACGAUUUCUUUCAGAGCUCUGUGGACCCCAAAGAUCUAGGCUCCACCGAGGACUUGCGAGCUGCCAGUGUCCCUGAGAGCCCUUUCAACAAUAUAUUCAGUGAUCUCGACAAAGCCAACAUCCUGCCCAGCCACCAAAAGCUGUUUGACCUAAUGGAGCUAAAUGGAGUUCAGGCUGACUUUAAGCCAGCCACCUUGAGUUCGAGCCUGAGUGACCCCACAGACCACUCCAACAAGGAAAAGCCCAGUAAGCUUUUCGACCAGGACCCUCUUUGCUUAUCAGAAAGUCUUCUGCAUCAAGAUCACUUUGACCCACUGAGUCUUCAAGAGUUGUCAGAGAACUUUGUAUUUCUUCAGGAUAAAAACCUACUGAAAGGUUCCUUGUCUAGCAAAGAGCAAGUGAGUGAUCUUCAAACAGAACUUAAGAAUGCGGGCUUUCGGGAGGCUCUGCUAGCCGCGCCCCAGAGAAACUCUGUAGGUUCUGAACUCCAGGUUGCUGGAAGCGCACCAGACGUCCCUCUGUCACAGGACAGUGUAAGCGGGAAAAGUGAAGGUAUAGGUGUCACGCUUGAGGGUGGCACAUCACCACAGGCCUCCCCGGAAGCGCAGGUACCCCCUACCUCAUUCACAGAAGAAACACCUCUUAGUAGCCCCCAAGAUUCACUUCUGAGGCCAGAAGAAACUAAAUCCUUUACAGAUGUCAGUAUCCCUGAGGACCAUGUCUGCCCAAACCUAACCCCAGGUCCUGUGACUGUCCCUGUUGAAAUUCCCUCCACUGAUGCUAAAACCCACAAUGGGGGUGAUGGGCCCCCAGAUUCUACUUGCCAAAGCGAGGAGGGCUUGAGUCCAACCAAAAGGGACUCUGCUCUUGUGGAUGAUGUUAUUGCUGGUCAGGGGAGCACAGGGAUCAAUCUUCCAGAAUUGAGACAGGAUUUAGAAAAUCAGCCUGUUGCAGAAGACCUCCUAGGUGGUAGCUUGCUUGAAAAACACCUGGAAGCUGUGGAGACUUUAAAUCACCUCAAUUGCAAAGAUGCCCCAAAAGACGCUGGCCUGGCAUCUACCCUCUCCUCUGACUCCACCAGCCAGGACAGCCUCUUAGAAGACAGCCUGUCCACGCCCAUUCCUGCCUCAGAGCAGUCUGUGGAGACCCCCGACUCCCUGGACUCAGUGGAUGUCCACGAAGUGUUACUGGAAUCCCUGGGCUCCCACACCCCUCAGAAACUCCUGCCCCCCGAUAAACCUGCAGACAGUGGCUAUGAAACAGAGAACCUCGAGUCUCCUGAGUGGACCCUGCACCCUGCCCCUGAGGGCCCUGCAGGCUCUGACUCAGCUGCAGCAGGGGACAGCAGCCAGGGCAGUCUGCCUCCCAACCCUGUCAUCGUUGUCUCAGAUGCAGGCGAUGGCCACAGGGGUACCGAAGGACCCCCACAGACCUUCGCACCUGGCUCCCAGAGUUCAUAUCGAGACUCUGCGUAUUUCUCAGACAAUGACUCAGAGCCAGAUAAAAAGCCUGAGGAGGUCCCAGGAAUACCCACCCCAGCCCUGGCCUUGGUAGACAGCCAAUCCCCACAUGAGCCAGUCACCCUAGAGGAAAGCUCUGGUUCCAAAGAUAGUUGCCUGGACACCCAACAGAGCCACCCAGAUCAGAGCCCUGCCUCUGCUCUGCAGAAUCCUAGUCACUUGGAACCACAUGAAACAUCACAGCCUACAUCAGCUGAUGUCGCCAGAGAGACACAUCCCUUGGAUGACAAGGCCGGCAGCCCCUUGAGUUUGUUGGAACUUAGUGGUGAUGACUUGGAGGCACAAGAAGAUCGCCCUUGUACCCUGACCUCCACAGGCACCAACACCAAUGAACUCCAGGCCUACACAAACUCCAUGCUGGAUAAGUCCUUGUCUGGCCAUUCCAGUGAGGGCCCUAAGUUUAAGGAGCCAGACAUCGAGGGGAAAUACUUGGGCAAACUUGGCAUGUCGGGGAUGCUGGACCUCUCUGAGGAUGGGAUGGAUGCCGAUGAAGAAGAUGAGAACAGCGAUGACUCAGAUGAGGACCUACGGGCCUUCAACCUGCACAGUCUCAGCUCUGAGUCUGAAGAUGACACUGAGCACCCUGUGCCCAUCAUCCUCAGCAAUGAGGAUGGCAGGCACUUGCGGAGUUUACUAAAACCCUCGGCCACUGAGGCCCUUCAUCAACUGCCUGCCGACUGGAAGAAGGAAAAGAAGGCAGUGACAUUUUUUGAUGAUGUCACCGUUUACCUGUUUGACCAGGAAACCCCAACCAAAGAGCUGGGCAACUGUGGAGGAGAAGCGCAUGGUCCUGGGCCCAGUAGCCCAGCACCGUCCUCAGGCUCACCUUUCCUGGGCAGGUGCAUGAACUCCGAAAGUUCUACAGAUGAAGAAGGUGGAGGCUUCGAAUGGGACGAUGACUUCUCCCCAGAUCCUUUCAUGUCGAAAACGACAAGCAGUCUCCUCGGUUCCAAGCCUUCUCUUCAGACCUCCAAAUACUUCUCCCCGCCACCACCAGCCCGGAGCACGGAGCAGAGCUGGCCACACGUGUCUCCCUGCUCCAGGUUCUCCAUCUCCCCUGCCAACAUUGCCAGCUUCUCUCUCACGCACCUCACGGACUCAGACAUCGAGCAAGGAGGCAGCAGUGAAGAUGGAGAAAAGGAUUAAGCUUCUGAGGACACUCUCCUGGCUGGCUGGAGCAGCCUUCCUGCACAUCAGCCCAAGCCAAGUGAUGACACCCACUCCAUGGUAGCUGGUGUGAGACUGUGAGAUGGCACAGGAGGUGAUGGGGAGCAAGUGGCCUUGCCAGGAAGCUGGCCUCCUCUGCAGCCCACCUGUGUCCCUCCACACUUCAAGUGCUCCCAUGCCGGGCAUCCUGUGGGAGUGGCAGCAUUGCCACACCACUUCUGCCUACCAGUGGGGGGGCCUGUGAACCCCAAGGCAUGGGUCUGUUUCCCUGUUUUGGCAUCCCCCUACCAUGCCUCUGGUCUGGGCAAGAGUACCAUGGAGGGGUGCACCAGGGUAAUGGUCACAAGUGAGCCAUAUUUACUGUUUUUAAGUCACUAAUUGCUCUCUGAUUGCACUGUGGGUUAGUGUUGUAAGAGUCCCCAGUACUGUGCAGCAUCGUAAAUUAUUCAAGGAAAACACUGCAGGUCAAGCUGGUGCUGUCCGCUGGUUUGAUUUUUUUUUUUUUUCCUCCUGUCUUGUUUGCUCUGCAUGGAACUGUAACGCUUCAAUAUUUUGAGUGUCCUGCUGUCUUCAGACUUGUGGGAAUUGUACAUAGGCUCUCUUUCACAAAUAAUACCAAUUCUGGGUGUUAAGAGUUCUGUGUUCUUAGAGGAAAUAUUUUUGAUGAGUCCAUAAAUGCUGCUCUGUUUCAUCAAUACAUAGAACACUUUUGUCUCCUGUAAGGUGGCUUCCCUGAGCAGCUGAGCGUCCUGCAGCAGCCCCUCCCCCGCAACCCGCCCACCCCCACCCCAUGAUUUUAAACCUUUUAGCAGAAAUCUGAACUUUGGUAGAGCACCUGGAACUCAGCUGGGGCUCCUAGUUUCCAGGGCCAUUUUCUGGUGUGGCAGGUGAGGCCAGCCAUAGGCAGUGGGUGGCCACUGCGCCACCUCCUCUCUGAGGAGGCUGGCCUACAGGGCCCUGUGUGCUUCAAGCAAGCAGACCCUCUGGCAGAAUCCCCAUGGACAGCUCUGGGUGCGGAAAGGUGGUUUGUCUACUUUUUGGUGCAGCAAGAGGAGACUAUUUACAGACGUCUGGAGCUGCGUCUUCCUCUCAGAGCCACUCCAGGCCACAGCACCCAGGAGACUGGCAUGCCCUGCAGCUGUGAGAAGGACGAGGGACCCUGCAGAGCCCCAGCAGCCCACACUUAUCUUCCUGGAUGCCCCUCCAUGCCCUGCCUUUCAACAUCAAGCACUGAGCGCACCCUCCCCCCCCCC